Molecule: messenger RNA, 213 nt
Organism: Cottoperca gobio
Lineage: Eukaryota; Metazoa; Chordata; Actinopteri; Perciformes; Bovichtidae
Gene: gngt2b
Product: guanine nucleotide binding protein (G protein), gamma transducing activity polypeptide 2b
Exons: 2
Coding region: 1-213 (70 amino acids)
Biological process (GO): G protein-coupled receptor signaling pathway
Cellular component (GO): heterotrimeric G-protein complex
Molecular function (GO): G-protein beta-subunit binding
Source: RefSeq, a predicted model, not a curated record
AUGGCUCGGGAUAUGUCAGAUAAGGAAAUCUUGAAAAUGGAGCUGGAUCAGUUGAAGAAGGAAGUGAGCACACCAAGGACAGCAUUGGCUGCAAGCUGUGCAGAGACAGUUUCUUUAGUGGAGGAACUGGUCCCGAAUGAUCCGCUGAUUAAGGGCGUUUCAGAUGACAAGAACCCCUACAAAGGAGACAAGGGAGGCUGUACAGUAACAUAG